Molecule: messenger RNA, 1923 nt
Organism: Prorocentrum cordatum
Lineage: Eukaryota; Dinophyceae; Prorocentrales; Prorocentraceae
Source: the annotation of a GenBank genome assembly
CCCAGGACGGCCCAAGAGGGCCCCAAGACGGUCCAGGAGGCCCCUCCGUAGCCAUUUCGGCUCAAGACAUUUUGGCUCGGGCCUAGCUGUGCUCAAGAACAGCACUUCAUUUUCGGCUGCCACGCACGGGGCCCGGUUCAUGGCCAUGACGAGUGGCAUCUUCGCCACAGCGCCCACGAAGCAUGGUCUCGGGGACGUGGCGACAAGGGACACGUUCGUCGAGCUGUGCGACGACAAGCGCCAGAGCUCACGCAGUCUUUCCCGGUCCAGCGAACCCUGCAGCGAGUCUUCUCCUCAGCGCGUUCUUCGACGCCGACCACGUCAGCAUUGCUUGGGUACCGACGCACAUGGGAGAGGCCUGGGUAUCGAACAGCCAGGAGGAGACCACGAGUUACAGCCUCGACAAGUGGCGCUUGUCAGCUGCCGCGGAGGCAAUGGAGGACAUCCCCGAGCAGUUGGGCAGAGUGGUGCGGAACAAGGCUAAGAGCCUUGCCGAGAGCGUGAAGACCGAGCUGGCUUUAGUGCAAAAGGCCAUUCGCAGCAGGGGUGGGGGCGAAGAUGGCGUUGAUGCGGCCAUCAGUCAUCUCGGCAAAAUCCCAGAGGUCAUCCGGAGGUCGUUUGACUCGAAGAUCAUGGGGACGAGCGGCGCUAUGCGGCUGGCGAUUCGGCUGAAGCUGAGCGCCAUCGUACAGAUGUUCAAGAGCACGACCCCCGCUGGCCACGAGCUGGUGAGGCGGUUGUGGACCAUGCCCGAGAAGUUGGAGCAGAUCAUUGGGCAGGCGGUUGGCCAGGCCGUGGAAGAGUCCCAGCUGGAGGCUACCAGGCACUGCGAGCGCGUGUUGAUGAGCCUGCCGCCGGACGCGGGUGUGUGUCGCCAUGCCUUGAUAGACGCCGAACUGCACAUCGCGGAGGCGCUGACCGACAUGUAUUCCGAGACGAUGCGGGCCCUGAGGCGCUCGGCCAAGGCGAACGUGAGGCUCACCGUGACCUACAUACAAGACCCAUGAAGACCCCCACCGUAUCCCAGUCCGUGGAUCUGCCCCGCGGCCCGUUCGGCUCAGAAGAGCCGCAGGUGUCAAAUCGCUGGCCGCGCCCAAGCAGCUAGGUCGGUCGAGAGAACCGCUGGACAAGGCAAGUCAUGAUGUGUUGACUCCAACGCUUCCACUUGUCUGUGGAAUUUUCGAGGCACGUGCGUUCACUUGUUGGCGCGCUGGUCUUUCGAAGCCCUCGUCGUCAAUGUGGGAGGGGAAUGGGGACAUACGGCCCGCUGCGCCGCCCAAAUACCGAAAUGUGUAGAGCAGGAGGUCUCUGCCAUACCAUGGCAGAGAUCUCCGAUUCCUACUUCUGCAGUGGAGGGUUCCGCUGCCUAUUUCCGCGCUCCGAGUCUAACAGACAUUGAGACGCUGGUUUGCCUCCUCGCUCUGUACGGCAUGAUGGGUCUGGCUUCUGCAGACCAUGCCCAGGGGAGUCGCCAAACCUUCCCACAUCAGGCUCAUUUGAUGUGUUCCGCGUGUUUUUUUCGCUCCAGACCGAGACGCAUGACGUUCAGCUGUUGACCCAUAGAUAGUUUAGAUGCACGCGUAGGUUAACCAUCUAUUCAGACGUUGGAGCCAGCGCGGCAAAAUCGCAGCGCCUGUUGCCAGUGAUCCACUUAUUCCUGUUCUGGCCGUUGCGUAGCUUUGACACGGCGCCCUAUUUGCUUCAGGUAUUGCGUCUUCGCCCCUCGCCGCAUCGCGGUCCAGUGCCACUAGUUGUUUCACAUUUCUGGUAAUUGUGGCGUUCUGCGAGGUGCGUCAGGGCAGCUGGAUAUGGAACAGCGCGGCGUUUACAGCUUGCGAAGACUCAAAACAGUGGAUUCUCUAGGGCUAAAGGAUACACUCUUUGCGGUGCAAUGCACAUGUCAAUGCUCAAAACGGAACCCGG